Messenger RNA from Drosophila rhopaloa, 1046 nucleotides. RefSeq names its product F-box only protein 11. NCBI's taxonomy places the organism in Eukaryota, Metazoa, Arthropoda, Insecta, Diptera, Drosophilidae. The transcript has 3 exons. The coding region runs from base 44 to 1030 and encodes 328 amino acids. The record is from RefSeq and is a predicted model, not a curated record.
UGUCUGGUUCUUUAGUGCUACGCCGGUCGCCGCAGGCUUCGCUAUGGAAAUUUUAAUUUGGUUUAGACUGGUCUUCUUCGCCUUUUUGGUGACUUCAACGUUGGCAGGCAAUGGAACGGAUCUCCUUAAGUCCAAUUCGAACUCCGGCAGUAGAGGAGUAACCUAUAUGCACGAUAAGAUUCACCUAUUACAUCGCCAAAAGCGAUGGCUAACCUUUGAACUGGGUUCUGCAAUGACGCUCACAGCCAAUUGCGCCAAGGCCGUUCUGGACACCAUACCCAGAGGAUUACUUUGGCUGGCUGAGAUCACGAGCCUUUAUGAGUUACCGGCAGCCAUUGAAGAUUGGAUACCACGGCAUGUAGGCAAGCCAAAGGUGAAACCUCCACCUCCUCCUCCACCACCACCUCCACCACCACCACCUCCACCACCGCCACCACCAUCAGCGCUUGGAUCCCCAGUUGGGUUUCAACCACAGCCCGUGAUUGUGCCUCUAAAUCCCGCGGAUCCCAUCCAGUCCUUUUACUUUGCCUACCCGCAAGGCAUUCCCACCUUGAGUCGUCGGAAGUCCUAUUCGCAGCAAAUGCAAAUGGGAUGUCCAGCCUCGCACUUGGUUAAGGAUAUGUAUGGGACCUACUACUGCCGACCCUCUGCCAUGUCCCGCAGGCUUAGACGAGAGCUCGAGAGCCAGGGAACCACAGUGAUCAACCAGGCGCAGAGUCCGCACGGCAUGCUCUUCGACAUCGUGUCCAUAAUGUCCACCAUGUUUAAUUACCAGCCCAGCUACUGCAUCAUGCGGACCCUGUGCGAGGCGCGUCAUCUGCUGGCUCCGCCGGGCUUAACGCUCUUCCACGAUAUCUUCCGCAUCAUGCUGCGCUACGUGCAUCCGGAGAUAGCCCAUAAGCCCAAGUAUCGGGAGGCCUUCACCGCCGGCCACUCGCUCCACGAAUGCGCCAGUUUGUACGGACCGCAUUGUCGGCAGAGUUUUUUGCUGCUCAUCAGCGAACGAUUCCAAGAGAAAAACGCGCGUUGAUUAAAUAAAAGCGAAA